AUGAGAGGACCGCGACUGCAGGUCGGCUCCUCGGCCUGGGUCGCUGAGGAGAGAUCCUCUGCUCUCAUGAUCACUCAUACUGAGGUGGAGGAGUUCUCAUUCUCGGUACAGAACGAGCUCGACUGGCUCAACGAGCACAUGGCUGGCAUCUUCAACGAAAAUGAAACCAAUCUUGCGGAAACCUUCAAGACGCCUGGGAAGCUGCGCGGCAAGACGCCACGAACGGCUCGCAAGAACCCGAUGGAAACACGCGUGCCUCUAUCCGACGUAUUCGCGCCGACUCCAAAUAUUCCCCUCAAGGCUGCGCCUCAACCCGACCGCAACCAGUCACCACAAGCUCAUGCUCAAGGAGCUCGAUCCUCACCCAGCCCGGUGAAGCAGGCUUCUGCCCGUAUACCCGUUUUCUCACCCAAGCAACCCGCAACCCAAGACUCUGGAUAUUUUGGCAGCCAGGACGUUGGGGCUGUCAACAUACACUUGGACUCGGAGCUUGGAGACACCGAGGAUACUUUUAACGCUGCUGAGUGGCACACGACGACAACCGUGCCCGUCAGGCGCGAAAGCUCCACGCGACAGGUCACCAUUGAUUCGCCAGAAAAGACCUUUCAGACCGCCCGGGAGGAACAGACAACUCGCGUUCUCAGCGACGCGACCGCAAAGAUUGCCACGCCCCGUGUGGAUUUCGUGACAGCGCAGCUCGCCGAGGACGAGGAGAUGGACGUGGUGUCGACUAAAACCCCUGCUACCAUGCAACACACUGCCAGCGCGCGCCAACAGCGGCCUGCCGAUGCCGAUGCCGACCCGCAGUCAGAUGAUGCCCGGUCACCGUCAGACGGAUCAAGCCCAGUGAGGCCCGUGGUCCGGAAGAGUAGCUUGAACUUCGCGUCUCUGCCCGCCAGAGAACCGCUCACGGCGGGCAAGAGUAUCGGGGGCCGCGUGUCUAGGACGAGCCACUUGGAUCACAUCCGAACAAGCUACUACAACCGGCCGACCGGCGGAAAGAGUCUUGGCAACCUCGCCAAACUUGAUCAUGACGAUGAUGAGCAUCAAGACCAGAUGGAUGUUGAUGAGGAUAUCCCGGCUCGCAGCAUGAACGACCAAACCAACAUCGCCGCAAGUCAUACCAUGACUUACACACAACGACUGCAAGACCAGAUUAACCGACUGGGCAAAUCGCAAUCCGGCGGCGGCGCCCAAUCGAAACAACUACCUACUGCCCAGCCUAUGCAACCUCAGAAACCAACUACCGCACUCCAAUCUCCAUCUCCUGCUCGCAAGACGCCGGUUCAGACGACACCUGGGGCGUUCCCCGUAGAUGACGAUGAAGACGACGACGAUUGGAUCGAGCCCCCGGCAACAGCCACCCAAACCACAGACCUGAGGCCGGCUCUGCCAAAGAGCCACUCAGCGGAUGUGAUGGAAGAUAUUCAGGGCAAGGAAACUAUCAGUCAGCCCGACUUCCGUGCUCGAACUGGACAUCAUGGAGCCCAUGGGCACGGAAAGUCAGCAUCCGUAUCGACCGUCCCGAUUAUGCACUCGGCUUCAGACCCAGAUCUGCAGGCACUUAAGAAGACUGUCUCGGUUUCGAACCCCACAUUGAUGAGUGUUGCUGAGGCCAGAAAAGCCGAUACACCCUCCAAGUCCCCGUCCCGAUCAAUGCGAGAGAGCCCUCUGAAACAGGUCAAGAACAAGCUCUCUUCAAUAUUGAAGAGCUCAAGGGGUUUGCUGGCAAGCAGCGCUGCAAUUAGUGCCGAAGGGAAGUCUUUGAUGUCUCCUUCCACAACGAGACUGGGGUUGCAUCCUACAAUGUCGUCCGAAUCUGUGGUCUCCAAACAAAAGGCGGAUCCCCAGAGCCGCCAGCAGCCGGAUGCAAGCCCCACGAAGCCAAUUGCCCGGCGUACCAGGGCAUCCACCGAACGAGAGAAGGAGCAGAAACGCCGAGAGAAAGACGCCAAACGAGUCGAGGAGCAAAAUGACAAGCUUGAGAAGGCGCGUGAGAAGGAGAGGGAGAAGGCAUACAUCUUCAGCAAGGAACAAGAAAAGCUUGCAGCCAUGGAGAAGCAGAUCGCCCUGAAGAAACAAGAGGAGAAGGUUCUGCCGAAGACCACCCCAAAGGCCACGAGAACCAGCCCCAGGAGGGCGCCUCCGGCCGAGGAACAGGAACCAAAGACAUCUGACAGAGACGUCGAGAUGGAGGACGCCCCAUCUGCCGCUCCUGCGCCCGCCGCUUCACAGUCUGUUGGAUCGAACCAGGCAACUCGAACCAAGGAGAUGAAGCGACCCAUGAAGCCAACCAAGGAAUCACAAGCCAAGACCAGGCAGGCGCCGACUGUUAUCAGGGUGAACACUGGCUCUCAGCACUCCCAGUACCACCCCUCGAGCAGGUUGUCGACUACAUCACACGAUACUGCGGGUGGCUCCAACUCGCAGUCUCAGAGCCAGCUCGGGAGCAGAACCAGCAAGGCUUCGCUACACGCAAAGCCCUCUUCUCAGAGCCUCCGGGGUACUGCGUCGGUGAGCCGCCCCAAGGCCCUAGACCUCGCAGCCAAAAAGAAGGAGCAGGACGAGCGUGAGGCGCAGCGCCGACGCGACGCGAAGGCAGAAAUGGAGCGGAAACGCGCAGCUGCACAAGAGGAGCAGCGCAAGCAGGAGGAAGCGCGACGCCAGGAGGCUGAGCGGCAGAGGCGCCAAGAGCGUGAGCUUGCCGCGUCUCAGAAUGAUGGCAAGACUCCUGCUCAACGGAAAGCAGCCAUCGAGAAGGCGAAGCAGACGCGAGCGCCGCCUCCCGCGGUGCGCUCUCAGCUCAGUGGGCAGGCCGAUGCGGCGACGGGCUACGAGAAGAGGAUCUCGACUGCUCCUGGCACAAGAAGCGACGCGCAACGACCGCAGUCACGGAUGACGGGUAAUCUGCAACGAUCUCAAGACGAAUCCAGCAGACCUGUCAACGCGGUCCUGACGAACGCGGGCAAAUCCGCCGUCAAGCGCACGCUGGGCGCCCAGGAGAAGACUGAUGUAAAGCGACGCCGGACUAGCGAGGCAUUUGACGAUGAGGCCGACAAGGAUAAGUCGCGGAAUAUCAAGGGCCCCCCCGUGCGGCCGUCGGCAGGCUUUAAGAAAGACCUGCCAACAAAGUCCAUGUAUGGAUAUACGGCUGCACCGCCGAGUGCGACCCGCGACCUGUUCAAGGCCACGGUCACGGCGCAGCACAACAGUCACGCCAAGGCGGCUCACCCUCUGGACAUGGCCCAAAUAUCCAAAGGGGCAAUCCCUUUCGCGCCGAACCCCAACCCUGCUGGCGGCUCCUACAAGACACCCGCACGCCCCGCGGCGCCUCAAGGAGCCAAGUCUUCUGCCAAGCCAGCGCGGUCGUCGCCCCGGUUCCAGAAUGGCGAAUCCAUCGAGCUUCCUGAAAUCCAGACCGACGACGAGGAUGAGGAUGAAGACGAGUCGAACGGCAUGGUGGCGGCAUGGGCUGACUCUCCCGAUCUGCGACGGGCGCUCAUGCACCAGGAGACACUGGACCCGUCUAACAUCUUCGGCCCCCCCGCGCCGCUGAACAUGGAAGAGGUCUUCAACAAGAGCAAGGACAGGUGGCACAAGUUCCGCGCACGAACAUCUAGUGCAAACUGGAGCGGCGCGGAUCGCUUGACCGAGGAUGACAUCCGGAAGGAUCUUGCCGCGCGCGACAAGCUGCGACGCGAAGGCGGUUGGUCUUACGACAUGAGCAAGGGUUUGCUGUGA
Messenger RNA from Purpureocillium lilacinum, 3741 nucleotides. RefSeq lists its product as uncharacterized. The record is from RefSeq and is a predicted model, not a curated record. Lineage: Eukaryota; Fungi; Ascomycota; Sordariomycetes; Hypocreales; Ophiocordycipitaceae.